AUGUCAACACAAUUUUUCACAAGUGAACUUGGUUGUCCCAUUCCAGCAAAUACUCCGCACGCUGUAUCAGUGACACUGCCACGCUGGCAGGAUAAUGUAGAUUAUGAGGAGGGGAAAGAGCGUGUGUUGAGUAAAAUGUCAAACGGAUAUCCAAG
Messenger RNA from Ambispora leptoticha, 155 nucleotides. The record is from the annotation of a GenBank genome assembly. Lineage: Eukaryota; Fungi; Glomeromycota; Glomeromycetes; Archaeosporales; Ambisporaceae.